AUGAUACCAAAUAUAGGAAGAAGGGUGUUUCUGUUCUUAAAAGUUGAACUUAUUGAAAAGUUCCAUCCCGUUUUCUUUGUUUCAUUUUUAGGAACAGGUAUCACAGGAAACAUUCUUUAUGGGUUUCCUUAUCCAGCACAAUGGUUAGAAGUCCUUGGUAUAAUUUUAUUUUGUCUAACAGUGUCAUUAUUUGUACUAGUGACAAUCCUCUUGAUUGUUUCUUGGAUUUACUAUCCGCUGAGGAUAUACCGAUAUCACAUAGAUCCAACAUUAUCUAUAUAUUUUGCAGUAUACUCUAUGGGAUAUAACACAAUUAUAAAUGGGAUACACUUGAUCACCCAUGGAAAAUACCCUAUUUUUUUGUGGACACUCUGGUGGAUUGGAGUUGCAAUUGCUUUGUAUAAUGCCAUCUUUAUUUUUUUCAUAUCAUUUUUAUCAAAACUAAAUAAGCAUAAUCUCGAUGCAAUCAGUGGGGUAGCUUUGAUGCCUGUUGUGUGUCCAAGUGUAGUUUCAUCUUCGGGUCACUUGAUAGCUGUGAAUUUACCCAACUCUAAUUUGAAGAAAAUUACAGAGAUUACAUGUUUAAUGUUGUUGUUUGUUUCGUUGGUUUGCUUCCACGGAGUGGGGGGCUUGUAUAUGGCCAGACUAAUUCUUAGGAAAAUACCGCCAACAGACCAUAUAUUUUCACAAUUUCUACCUGUUGGUUUCACGGGCCAGUGUAGUUACAGUAUAAUGUUAUUUGGUGCUAAUAUGCUUGCUUUCAUUCCAGAUAAAACACUAGGGCUGAUGUUUUUCGUAUCAUCAGCACUUCUUUCGGGUUGUUUACUAGCAGGUGGCUAUGUAUACUUAUUCCUUGCUAUUGCAUCUGUCUUGUCAAAAAUAAGACCAUUUGCCAAACAUCCAAAUCCAAAACAUACUAGCAGCAAAUUAGGGUUGAUUACAUGGAAUAGAGGGUUUUGGGUAAUGACAUUCCCAAUAGGUACAAUGUCAUUAGCUAAUUUUGAGAUUUCAAAAGGGCUAGAUGGUCAAUACAAAUUGGGGUUUUUUAAAGUAAUGAGCGCCAUUUUUGGGGUUUGUUUAUUUAUGAUCUGUCUAGCGAAUCUUGUUGGAUUGUCCUGGUGUAUAGUGCAAAAGAUCAAACAAGAAUAUCUGCAGCACAAAGUUGAUACAUCAAUUAUAGAAGUCGAGAGUAAAGUAUAA
Messenger RNA from Candida dubliniensis CD36, 1200 nucleotides. RefSeq lists its product as uncharacterized. Lineage: Eukaryota; Fungi; Ascomycota; Pichiomycetes; Serinales; Debaryomycetaceae. The coding region runs from base 1 to 1200 and encodes 399 amino acids. The record is from RefSeq and is a predicted model, not a curated record. Gene Ontology annotation, molecular function: sulfite transmembrane transporter activity. The transcript has a single exon. Gene Ontology annotation, biological process: sulfite transmembrane transport; transmembrane transport. Gene Ontology annotation, cellular component: plasma membrane.